GGGAACCAGUUUGGAGUUGUUUUCAGGAGCCAAUGAUUCACUUUUUAAGGCAAGUUUAUUUUCUGUUUUGGAAGACCUAUUGAGAAAUCUAACUAACUUCUACAUUUUCUAUAUAAACCUCCCCACAAACAGCCAUAUUUCUCCUCAGAGAUGUUUUGAUUGGAUAACACCACCAAUAGAGUUAUGCCCCUUGAUUUAGCUGAUUUUGCUGUGGUACAUAAAUGACCAUUUUUGGGGUUUGUUACUUAUAUAGUAUCCAGGACAUCCCAUCAUGUCCAAGCUGGUGUACAAAGUUUCCUCCACUGCCAAGGUAGAGCAGAUGGAAGCAGAGUUGUCUGUCCAGCUGUCAGCUCUCCGAACUGAAAUAGAGGAGAAUGGAUCUCCCCUGGAAACACCCUCCAAGUCUUACAGCUCAGUUCCAGUUCCUAAAGAUGUAUCGUACUUUCGUAUGGAGAGAGAGCAGGUCCUGAGGAGAGGUCUUCAGGUGGCAGAAGCACUGCCAGUGGUGCCUCUGUCUGAUGUGCUACAGAGAGAGCUGCAAAGCUGCCUAAGCCUGGAGUACACACCUGAGAGUCUGCCUCUUCUCCUGCACCAGUUUUAUGCAGACCGAUGCUACCAGUUGGCCCAGAUCAAGUACCUGCUGAUGCUGAGAUGGAGAAGGUUCUGUCGUCACUCCCACAUCAUUGAGCAGCUGUAUCCCUUCUACAAGGCCCAGGUAUCAAACCUGGUCAGUGAGUAUGAGGAUGCCGUCCAGCGGGCCAGGAGACUGGCUGUUUCCAGGGAGAAGUUCCUGACAGGGCGGGGCAACCCCAUCAACACAGUCACCCAGGAAGAUGUGACCAUCUACCUCACCUGGCUGGUCUGUCAUCUGCAUGCCUCCAAGACCAUCCACCACUUCCUGACAGUGAUCCACUACAUCCCAGCCUCUGAGAAGAGGGAUAAAGAAUCUUCUGAGGUAUUAAGGAAGUCCCCAUCAAGUUCCCCAGUGCUGGUUGAAUGUGUCCACACAUCUUCAGAAGAUAAAGAUCAAAUCUUGGCUGGGCUUGAGGGGAUGUUUAGACUGGCUAACCAAGUUCCCAUGCACACUGUGAACCUGGAUGAGUUCCUCCCAGAACUACAAAGCCUGGUCUCCUACUUCCGUUUGCCCUACGACACCCGAAACGUCCGGAACACUGCAGACGAGAUGGAGCUCUUCAGCAUGAUCUCAAAGGAGUUCAGGGUGAUCUUCAGACAGCAGGAGGUGAUGAAGACCUUCCUCCAGUAUGAUGGGACAGAGGCUGUAGAGGGACAGUGGGGGACGAAGAGGAGCACCAUGGCUCUGAGGAAGAGUGCUAACUGGAUACCAUACAUUCAGGUGAAGCCCAAACGGGAUCCCUGGCAACAGAAACUUGUCACCAAGCUGAAGGAGCUCCAGUCUUAUGAUGAGUUGCUCAGGACUCACCGCAGGUUUCUCCAGCUGUCAGAUCCUGUCGUAGUGACUGAGGCCCUGAGGGAGCAUGCUUCCCAGGUAUGUGACCCUCAGGCCAUCCAGCCCUCAUCAUCUCUGACAUCGUCACACACCAACAGACACAACACCUUGCAGAUCUGGACCAGCAUUUACAGCGAUGCCAAUCUUUAUCAGGAAUCCAGUGGAUGUGGAGGACAGGAAAAAAGCAACACAAAGAGCAGAACCACUUCAGUCAAGAAAGUAAAUGAAAGCUAUAGCUACCUGAGCAGCAUGCAGCUGUUGGGUUUGGAUGAGGGCCAGGAAGGGGAAGAGGUUCCCUCGGACACCGUCACAGCCAGGGGAGCCUACCUGUCACUCCUCUACCUUCGACACCUCAAGAUCAGGGAACUGCAGCGCAUCUCCCUAGGCAUUCUAAACUACCUGAGGUCCAUAGAGAGAACCCUGACUUUUGACACAGCUGGGAUGAGUGUGGAGGGAGGAGGAGCAUGUGGAGGAGGAGCAGGAGGAGGAAGAGCAGCAGGAGGAGGAGGAGGAGGAGGAGGGGCAGCAGGAGGAGGAGGAGGUGAUUUGGUCAGCACCAGUGAGGAGUCAAGCUGGAUGAAUGCGGCCAGAGGGUGCAGUGGGACAGUCGGAGGUCUGGGCUCUCACCUCUACAGCCACAACACUCCUGUUGACUACAAGGUUCACUGUUCCGAGUUCAUGGAGUACCCAGAGGUGGAGAAUCUUCAUGAUUUCUACACCACUGAGGAGAGAUAUGUCCACACCCAGGACCAGCGAGGGUUCUAUGUGGUGUAUGACGUGGCUCUGAAGGACCUGGAGGAGCUGGAAGACACACUGAUUCUUCUGGGCUCGCACUACAUCCAGAGGAGUAGUUGGAGGGUCAAGGGCCAGUCUGAGGGCAGCAGGGUCAAGGGUCAGUCUGAGAGGUCACCUAGCUCUGCAGCGACAGACCUCCACUCUGCCUGGGCUCAGACAGAUGUGGAUAGAGUUGCAGUUCUCCUAGACCUGUGGACGUGCGAAGCUGCUUUUUUGGAGAGCAAAGUGCAGUUGUUGAACUGCUAUAUGGAGGCAUACCAGCAUGUGACAGGACCAGAGGAGAGGUUCCCCUUGGCUCAGGUCAUCACAGACAUCAUGCACAGAAGGCCUCGGCUACACCUGGACAUGGGAGCAGAGUACUUUGUUCAGGCCUACCGGGCAGAGAUGGUCUGCAUGCAGACACACCAGCAACUCAUCAGAGCCGUGCUGGACAACCAAAUAGAUUGUCAGCGGCAAUACCUCCACCGGGUGUGGAGAGGAGGUCAGGGACAGGAAGCUACUCCUUGUGACUAUGGUCUUCCUCCUAACUAUGUGGCCAAACAUCUGGUGUCCCUCGGUGGUGGCAGAUGUGUGCGCACACCCCUGCCUGUCUGUCCUCUUGUUACCAGUCCUGCCCUGAUGAAUGUGUUCCUUCUGGAGGUGCACCACUCCCUAAGCCUGGCCUCUGAAAUGUACCAGGCCCUGACCCAGGCUCACACUGAGCUCUGCCAGCUCCACCGUGCCAAGGGGGUGACUGAGAGAGUCACCCUGGAACAGAGACUCCUACAGCGGGCUCUGCAGCACUGGCACUCCCUGGAUCCUCCCGGGGCCUACUAUAGCUCUCAAACUCAAAAGGAUUUGUUUUCAGAUUUUUUCAUGGAGGACCCCUCCCUGGUCCGAGCGUUGGGGGUCUCUCUGAUCAGAUCGGCUGAGGAGCAGGACAUGAAGCAGGGGAAGGAGAAACAGUUCUUUGCUGUGGAAACCUUCGCCAAGCUGCUGGAGUUAGUCACCAUCCGCCAUCGCCUUAUGGAGUCAGCAGCAGAGACUGCACAUCUGGCACAGUUAUACAAAACACAAGCUCUGGAGCUGGGCUUUGAUGAGUUCCACCUGUAUGUGCGCCCCGAGCAGUUUGAGUUUGCUGUCCAGAGAGACAAGGCAGAGCAUAGACCUCUGUUUGUUACGGCACUACUGCAGGACGACAGCUGUUUGGACAGGUACACUCCAUCUAAGUUCCCACUGAGCAUCCAGGAGCUUGAUGAGAACCAGAUUGGAAAAUUCAGCUUCUACUCUGAAGAGACAGUAGUGCAUCUCAUGAAUAGGUCAGCCAUAGAGAACCUGCAGGUGACCCUGGCCUGUCAGGUGACUCAGAAGAACGCUCUGAUUGGUGCAGUGAAGCAGGCGUGUCUAUGUUAUUGGUCAGAGACUUUCACAGGCUCUCCAGGGGCGGUUCUUUGUUCUAGUGGCGAUGCAAGCUCCUUAGCUAAGCAGGGUCCCAAAGUUCGCAAAGAUACAAGUGAACCAAAGAUAACUGGUGCAGGAACCAGGGAGAGGCUGACCGAGGCGUUUGUCUCCAUCCAGCUGGAGAAAGUGGGUCCACGAGAUGAGAUGUUGAACUCUUUCGUAAAGAGGAGACAGAUCAUGGGUGUUGUGAUGAUGAACCCUGAUGAAGUAGCAAAAAUCAAGAGGUGGCUGAUUAUUGAGUUCUGUCGAAAAUUCAGUUUGCGCAUGUCCCAGUGUUGUGUGAGAGGGCAGAUCAUAUGCCUGUACCACAGCCUGACCACCUUACUGGACGAGCUGCCAGACAUCCGCCAGUCCCACUUCCUGAUUGGCCAGGACCAUGAGUUGAAAAGCGAUAUGGACUCAGGUCUAGGUGUUCGCCCUGACCCCAGGAAGUUCCAGCGGCGUCCUAGGCGCCUGCUGUCAGCCGACGGCAGAAUGUUCCUCAACCUGUGGUUCCUCCCCCACUACACUGAGGUUCUCCUCAUGUUCAGAACCCUGGAGGACUCGGCAUGUUGCCGGGCUCUUCACCAUAGUCUGGAGAUAGUCUCUGCCCUGCACGACAUCAUCUAUUACCUGGUCAGUUUCGCCCGACUGGGGAACCCAGGAGUCUUCAGCUCCAAGAGAGGAGGAGGAGCAGGAGGGGGAGAGCUUACAGCUGACUGGGGCGGCGCUGAAGGCAUCGGUGCGGAGCUGUGGGAGAUCCAGAAACAGGUUGACUCUCUUUGUGACCCUGGUAGCCCUGAGGCUGUGGGUCGCCUGCUUCAACUACGGAGACACGUGCUCUUCUUGCAGUACGACACCGCUGUGAGGCAUCUCAUCAGAGAGGCGUUUCUCUCCUCUGGUAACAUCGUAGCCUAUCAGAGCGUGAGUGACAACAUGGGACACGCCCUCCCUGCGCUGAGUGACAGCGUCAGAACCAAUCACAGUUCUCUACUGUCUUUACCAGAGCCAAUGGAGCCUUACAGCCCCCGGGCUCAAAGGAUGUACCCAUGGAGAAGUUUUCUGGUGUGUCAUGGGUUGCACUCUGUAGACAUUUGGGGCAUCCCACCCAUUGAGUACUGCAUGCAGCUGUGUCUGAGUGGGCUGGGUGACCGCAGCAGGAUGGAGGCCAAUGGAGCGAUCCUGGGUGUGUCUCUACUAAUGGAGGAUGUCCUGAACAGCGGAGGGAGAGGGGCAGCACCGCUACGUCUCCAUGACAACAAGGCGGGGGGGGGACUCACGUGGAAAGCCCGAGGAAGUAUAUUUACAUACGUGUUAGAAGGUCUUUUCUUUGGGGUGUGUUAAAAUAUAUGGGUUACUAGGUACAUAGUUGCAUUCAAAACACAUGUAGGCCUAAACAUGUAUGUAACAUCUAUGUUUACCGGCAGCAAAAGCACCAUGUAAGCAACGCUGUGAACAGUUUUAUUUUUGUUGCACUGGCUGACAGUAUUGUGUCUUUAAUACUAGGAGGAUGGUAGCAGUGUGGAUGACAGUGUUGAUGAAGAAGAGAAGGGGAUCUCCUCUGCUCCCCUCCAGGACCCUCUCCAGGUGCUGUCUGUGUUAAAGGGUUUCCUGCUCCUCACCAAACAGCUGGAGGUGUUUAAGGAGAGCUG
This is a messenger RNA of Oncorhynchus gorbuscha (pink salmon), 5334 nucleotides long. RefSeq lists its product as uncharacterized. The transcript is spliced from 30 exons. Bases 272 to 5026 code for a protein of 1584 amino acids. The record is from RefSeq and is a predicted model, not a curated record. Lineage: Eukaryota; Metazoa; Chordata; Actinopteri; Salmoniformes; Salmonidae.